This is a messenger RNA of Lymnaea stagnalis (great pond snail), 19174 nucleotides long. The record is from the annotation of a GenBank genome assembly. Lineage: Eukaryota; Metazoa; Mollusca; Gastropoda; Lymnaeidae.
GUACUCCUUACGUUCCGCGAUGUUUUACUACAAUACGGACAUGCACUGCGUACUAAUGAGUCGUAAGUCAACAGCUAGCACAAAAUAAGUGUUUAUUAUAGGUUCGGCUAUAAGCCAUCUUCGAAUACGCCGGUACCCUGGACAUAGAGUCAGUGGCGUAGCUAGAGUUGCGUGGUGCCUGACCCGAGGUAUAAAAUAGUUCCGGUAAAAUUGUAAACCUUUAUAUGCUCGGGCCCCUUUGGACUUCGGGCCCUGAUGCGGUGGCCCCACCAGCACCAUUAUAGCUACGCCACUGCAUACAGUACUCGAACAUUUGGUAAUUGAGUUACACCGGAUAUUCCAUGACUAACGUGGAUGGAUGCAAGUUGCCACCCAGCUCCUUCCGUGGGAUGACAGCAAGUUUCUUUCUGUGACCUGAAGGCCAUCCUUGUAGACAGGCGUCCAGAAUAUAAGCAGCCGACCAAGUCGUCUUGCCACAGAGCACGGUCGACACUGGGUGACUUUUGAAACAUCAACUGCAGGUACACGUCAUCAAAGUCUGCAUAGUCAUAAAGGCAUGACCAUUGUGCCUCGCUCAGUGUCAUGACGUAACAACAUACUGUUUCCAUAUCAGUUGUGAUAACAUAGUGCUAAUAACUAUACAUUAAAACUUUUGGAAAAAAACAACACAAAUUAUCACGGAUAUAGAGGAUAUUCAAAGACAACUUUCCACAAUUUUGAAUUGUUCAAGGUAUCUGCCAAUAACAAAUUAUUCUUUGUUCUAUAAGUAUUAAGUUGUUAAACGGUUCUCACAUCUUGCUCAAGGUACUUUGUUGGAACCCAGCUCAUCGAAAGGUUUUAAGACAUUACAUUUCCAGUUUUAUACACCAUAGGAUUUUACAAAAGGUAUGUCUCUUUAUAAAAGGUAUGUCUCUGUAUAAAAGGUAUGUCUCUGUACAAAAGGUAUGUCUCUGUAUAAAAGGUAUGUCUCUGUAUAAAAGGUAUGUCUCUGUACAAAAGGUAUGUCUCUGUAUAAAGGUAUGUUUAGUUCAAUCAUUUCUGCUGUUUCUACCCCACCUAAACCAAGGUUUCCCAAACUAGGAUCCUUGCAACCCCAUGAGGGGCAACAAAAAAAGAAAGAUCCAUCUACUUAUGUAUUUAUCUAUGAAGAUUUUAUCAGUUGCCAUAUGUCACACACUUUAUCAGUUGCCAUAUGUCACAGAUUUUAUCAGUUGCCAUAUGUCACACACUUUAUCAGUUGCCAUAUGUCACAGAUUUUAUCAGUUGCCAUAUGUCACACACUUUAUCAGUUGCCAUAUGUCACAGAUUUUAUCAGUUGCCAUAUGUCACAGAUUUUAUCAGUUGCCAUAUGUCACAGACUUUAUCAGUUGCCAUAUUCACAGAUUUUAUCAGUUGCCAAAUGUCACAGACUUUAUCAGUUGCCAAAUGUCACACAUGUAUUUUUAAGUUUGUCAUUUCAAUUCACCUAAAAAAACAAUUGUUCAAUUGUUACUUUUGUGUGUGUGUGUGUGGGGGGGGGGUGGCUUGGGGGGAUACAUGGGGUGCGAGAAUUCUUUAAAUUUGUCAUUUGUAAGGGGUUCGUUACUGAUACAAAAUUUCGUAAGAAGUUGUGGAACAGGUAAAGGGUUAGGAAACACACAAAAACUGUAUUUAAAGUUUUUUUUUCAAUUUUAUUCCACGAACUCUGAGUGAUUACAUCUCAUUUUCACUUUUUCAUCAACUCAACUUCAAUAAGUGAACUGACCAAGUUAACCUCAAUAAAUAUACUUAACGAUUCAAUUGAAUUGAAUGUACUUUUUCAACUUUUCUUUUAUCGACUCUUAAUAUCAGCAUAAAUUCUUCAGCUAUACUCAAUACUUUAAUGGAUACAUUGAUAUUUCUACUAACACAAUCUGCAAGCUACACUAGGGUUAUUCAAUGGUCAUUUAAUUAAAUGUUUUAUUCUAAAGAAUCGAAUAAUUCCUGAAUAUUUGUGUAAGGGACACUCCAAUGUCUGAUCUUGUUUGUAAAGAUUGCUUCAUAACUUAAAAAAGAAUAAACCAAAAUGUUCAGGAGAGAGCCCUCUAUAGGCUAAAGUUAACAUGGCAAUAGUUGCUGACCAAAGCCCUCCAUGAGUUGUAAUACUUCUGUUCCAACAGUGGCUGACCAAAGCCCUCCAUGAGUUGUAAUACUUCUGUACCAAGAGUGGCUGACCAAAGCCCUUCAUGAGUUGUAAUACUUCUGUACCAACAGUGGCUAACCAAAGCCAUCCAUGGAUUGUAAUACUCCUGUACCAACAGUGGCUGACCAAAGCCCUCCAUGAGUUGUAACACUUCUGUACCAACAGGGGCUGACCAAAGCCAUCCAUGGAUUGUAAUACUCCUGUACCAACAGUAGCUGACUAAAGCCCUCCAAGAGUUGUAAUACUUCUGUACCAACAGUGGCUGACCAAACCCCACCAUGGAUUGUAACACUCCUGUACAAACAAUUGAAGGCCAAAGUUCUCAAAGACAUGUAAUAAUAUUUUACCCAGAGCCGUAAGUGCGCAAUGCAACCCGUGCCUCCUUAGUGGUCUCGGGUAUUUAUUAAGAAGCCUAAAGAAGUGAUGUUGAUAAAAUGUAACAAUCUGUUUUGACGGUGAACAAAGCCUAAAAGUGGUAUGGUGCUUUCAAAUGUUUCGUAAUUGCUCUGACUAUUCCAACAGUUGCAGGACAAAGCGCUCCAUGGGCUGUAGUACUACUGUACUAACAGUUGCAGGACAAAAACAUCCACGUGCUGUAGAACUACUGUACCAACAGUUGCAGGACAAAGUCCUCCAUAGUUUUCAGCGCUGAUAGGAUUGGAACGGAUGCAUACCAACAGUUAGAUGAACCAGGACAGACCGGAUCUCUCACCUUUGCGUGUGAGGACAUCGUCUUGCAUGUUAAUCAGCAAGAACAAACAUUGGCCUUUACAUAAAAAAACAGGUUUGGUUGAACUUUUCAAACAAUCUCACAUGGUUGAUUUCCUGUGUCAACUUCUUUAGCAAUUCAUUGAGAUAACUCCCUGGAAGGAGGGAGCACGGGUGGCGGGUGGGUGAAGGAGGCGCGGUAUGCUCUGAAUUCUGAAGGAGUUGUGUCAUGAUUAUCAUGAUCAGUUAGCAAAGGGUUCAUAUUUUGAUUACUGGAUCUUUUUUCAAGGAUAUCGACACAUGUAAACAUGAUGAGAUGGGUUAUGGUUCAAACCCAAUGUAAUACCCAAACUAACAAUGUAACCACACACAUAUUGUAGAAGGUAUUUGAAUGGGGGCUUAUCUAAGACUUGAGUAGAAGAUAUUUGAAUGAUGGCGCAUCUAAGACUCAGAAGUGACUCGAAUGUUGACUCCUCAAAACUCCUCGGCCUUGCCAGAUGUGACUCGAAUGUUGACUCCUCAAAACUCCUCGGCCUUGCCAGAUGUGACUCGAAUGUUGACUCCUCAAAACUCCUCGGCCUUGCGGCUACAGAACCUGCUUAAAGAUUGCGGGAGUUAAAACGACAGAAAAUCAGGAGAGGGAGUCUUAAAACUCCUCUGUCAGCCCUCUCCUGUGACGGCCCCCCUGUGACGGCCCCUUCCUGUGACGGCCCCCUCCUGUGACGGCCCCGGUGCCAGGAAAUCAUCGUCUUCCUCAGCACCAACGACUAAUUCGCCAUCUCGUUACUCGCAACAAAAGGAUUCAAGAAGUCGUAAAACAAAACCAAUGAAAGAUAAGGAGCAGAAAUGUUCGACCUUGAACUACAUAUAUUUAUACUUUUAUACGUACAUUUUAAUAAUGCUAAAUCAUCCAGUCUUACAAAUAUUCUUCUGUUGCUACAUAAUAAUCUAAUACUAACUGCAUUUCAAGCCAAGUUUAGAAAACAGUAGACAAUCAUACUAAUCUGUUAUUAACUGCAUUUCGAGCUAAGUUUAGAAAACAGAAGACAAUCAGACGUGAAGUGUUAACAAGAGAAUAGGGCAGUCAGGUGAACGUUUCGGCCUAGCACUGUGCCUUGUGGAACUCCUGAGUCUACGGUUCAAUUGUUGCCAAUUAAGAUACAUGAAGUAAAAGAAUUGAACUGAAGUUGAGAUGAAAUGCCAAAUUCUCAAAAUUCAAAUAGGAAACUAAAAAUACAAAUGAAUUGAGAAAGGGGUGAACAAAUGAGGACUACUUGUGGACAAGAAUUUGAUUGACUUCAUGGGGCGCUAUGGGACCAAUGAUGUCAAUGAUCUUCUUUUAAUUCUUGAAAAUCGCUGUUCUAUGAGUGUAACAAAUCAGUGUCAUGAUAAAUGCGACUCAUGUGCCUUUAUUUUCGCCUUAUAAAUGGAAGAGAAAGGAUAUUGCUUGGCUUGUUCAAUACCACGGAGAUGUUCACCGAAUCGAUCAUUUAAUCUUCUUACCGUCUCAACUAUAUAACAGGAGCGGCAGCUUCCCAAAACAAUCCUGUAGAUCACACUGCGAGUUAUAAAUGUGUAACCUCCCUUGAUUGUAAGUCCCCAUUAGGACAUUUUGUUUGGUUAAGUUGAAAGGACAUAAGGGAAAGUUCUACAACUGCUUCCUGAACGUGAGUUUGACCAAGGUGAGAUGGAUGAAAGUGAAGGUGGCUGUGUAUGAGAUGGGUCGUCUUGAAGAUGGUUGUGAAUGAGAUGGGUGGUCUUGAAGAUGGUUGUGAAUGAGAUGGGUUGUCUUGAAGGUGGUUGUGAAUGAGAUGGGUGGUCUUGAAGGUGGCUGUGAACCAGAAGGUCCCUUGAUUUUUAUCCAGUGUUAAGACAAUGCCAGGAAAAGAUGAGAAUUAUCUGUUAGUGUCAUGGUCAGACGGAAGAGAACUCUUUUUGCAAUCCCAUCGUUAGGAUGGUAAGUAAGGAUUAUUGGUUGCAAAAAUCGUUCCUAGCUAGAACUUAAUUCAUCAUUCAAAGAGAUUGUAUUCAUACGACUGUUUGCAGAAACCAGGGUUUAUUCAGGGUUGGAUAUGGGGGGGGGGAAUAAUGUUCAUCAUUUCAAAAGCCAUACACAGAAAGCCUUCACUGCACUUGAAGAUGACGUAGCCUAAGAAGCAUUGAGCAGGACAAGUGUAACCAAGAAAAUGUCUGUUGCAGACUGUUGUCUUUUUAUACCAAGCUCAACCUUCCUUUACAACCUCAAAAAUGUCAAUGGGGAAAGAAGACCUCUAAACACCUGAACACGACUUGGUGAUUAGCCCCGCAAUCGACAACUCUUGUGUUGGUGCUCUGGAAGGGCGUAUGGCGUUGUAAUAUUUUGAAUAUGACAAUGUCGAGACCAACUGGACAUCUUUUAGAUCUAUGUCGUACAACAUUAAUACUGGGGCAUAUCUUAGAUCUAUGUUGUACAAGACAGCUAUGGACUUUCAAAAACCAAUCUAAAAAAAACCCACCCAAUUCCGGACUUUUUCAAUGAAAACUGUGACGUACUCAGCUGCUUGAGGAAAAAUGGCCUGACAACUGGAGGUCACUCACAGUGAUAGAAGUGAAUCACAACUUAAGAUGAACGAUGCACCAGGAACUAUGUGUAAUGCAGAGUAAAUGAUUGAGAGACAAGGUUGACACAAUCGAGGGCUAUGCGAAUAGACAUGACCUGAAAAUGUUGACUCACUCUUAGAGCAGUUUACGGCUACUCUUCCCCAGGAUCGACCCCACUUCAUCAAACUCAUCCUCGAUUUUGAGUGCUGAUGAGAAAUCUCUAAUCAAUAAAUCUAGAAAUGGAAGAUCCCCAUAUCUAAUCGAGACCCAACAUGUUACAUGUCUCCUAUCGAGUGGCGAAGCUCCAUGGGAUGACUCGAUCCCACCUGAAAUAUACAAAAGAAAAAAAGGACACAGCUCUGACUGAAAUGCUUCAUCAGAUGUUCCUAAACAUGUGGAUUUCAAGGAUGUAUCUAUUGUUUACAUCAGAUGUUCCUAAACAUGUGGAUUUCAAGGAUGUAUCUAUUGUUUACAUCAGAUGUUCCUAAACAUGUGGAUUUCAAGGAUGUAUCUAUUGUUUACAUCAGAUGUUCCUAAACAUGUGGAUUUCAAGGAUGUAUCUAUUGUUUACAUCAGAUGUUCCUAAACAUGUGGAUUUCAAGGAUGUAUCUAUUGUUUACAUCAGAUGUUCCUAAACAUGUGGAUUUCAAGGAUGUAUCUAUUGUUUACAUCAGAUGUUCCUAAACAUGUGGAUUUCAAGGAUGUAUCUAUUGUUUACAUCAGAUGUUCCUAAACAUGUGGAUUUCAAGGAUGUAUCUAUUGUUUACAUCAGAUGUUCCUAAACAUGUGGAUUUCAAGGAUGUAUCUAUUGUUUACGUGCAAGCGAAAAGAAAACCGUCAAUUUUGCAGCAACCAUAAUAAUAAUAAUAAUAAUAAUAAUAAUAAUAAUAAUAAUAAUAAUAAUAAUAAUAAAGUUUAUUUGAAAAUCACGCUUCAUGCACAAAGGCUCAAAGAGUGGUACAAAGUCAACCAUAUUAAAAGAGAAAUGAAAAAUCUAUAUUAUACUACAUUGAAAUACAAAUCACAACAUUACAAAAACUACAUUCGAGAAUACAUAUUCUAAGUCUUUCAUCCCUUGCAACCAUAAAUAACACAAGCCAAUAUACAUCUAGGAGAUAAUAACUUGCUGGAAGAGAUGGUAGACAACAUCACCCCAGCAGGUGUUUGCGAAAUACAUGCAUUUCAAAUCGAUUUUGAAAGACUUCAGUGUCUGGCUGUUUCUGAGAGCGCCAGGAAGUGUGUUCCAAAUCAUUGGCAUAUCAUUGCUCUCAAAUGCAGGCAAGGUACUCACUGGAAUCUCGCUAAACCGUCUUAUUAAUACAAAUCUUGCCAGAAAGUCAAUGCGGUGUCCAUAAAGAACGCGGAACUAUUAAAUGGUGUUUGCGGCCUGACAGCUACAUGAAAAAAAAGAAAGUUGACUUUUUUUCCAUCUUUGUAGAUCUGACCAAGACUUUCAAUACUGUUAGUAGAACGGGUCUUUGGAAGAUUAGGGCUAAAUAUGGAUCCCCUUAAAACUUCAUUUUAGUGUUACGGCAAUUCCAUGAUGGUUUGCAGGCUAGCUUAAGGGGAUGUGAUGAUAUGCAGACUAGUGUUACGGGACAUGAUGGUAUGGAGCCUAGUGUUAGAGGACAUGAUGGUAUGCAGGCUAGUAUUAGGGAACAUGUGCAGACGUGUAAACCAUUCUCAGUGACAAAUGGCGUGCAACAGGGUUGUGUCCUGGCCCCCAUUAGUUUUGUGUCCUGGCCCCCAUCAGUUUUGACAGGACCGGGGGUAGUCAAAACACAGGACCGGGGGAUCAGUUUUGUGUCCUGGCCCCCAUCAGUUUUGUGUCCUGGCCCCCAUCAGUUUUGUGUCCUGGCCCCCAUCAGUUUUGUGUCCUGGCCCCAAUCAUUUUUCAGCCUAUGUUUUCCUCAUGGGGACUGAUGCCUUUACUUAGGGAGACGUUGGAAAUAAUCUCAGAUAUGAAAAUGAUGGUAAGUAAUUUCAAACACAAGGGUCUAUAUGCCAAACCCAAGUCCUGACAGACAUUAUCAGGGACUUCCUGUAUGCUGACUAUAGUGCCUCAAAAGCAGGAACAGAAGCAGCUAUCCAACGUAGUGUUACUGGAUAUGCCCCAUCAAUCCCUUGCACUUACCGCACAAGAACAUUAAGUUUAUGUCAGAACCGGUCUCAUCAGCCAUCUGCGCACCCACAGCCAAGUUGGCAAUUGGCAGAUAAGAUAAUUAAGGUCGUCAUAGUCGAUUUAGAGUGGCGAAAUUUAUAAAUGUAGUCUUUAGAUGAUUUAGUGUAACAAUGAUAAGUAGAUGAUAAGUAACAAUUGAUGUCAGUGGAUUUGUAGCAGGCAUAAAGAAAAUAUCCAUCUUCCUUUAAGUUAUGAGUAAUAUCAAAGAUAAGAGUAGUAUAAAAAAAAUAAUGUAAUAUCAAAGAUAAGAGCAAUAUAAUUAUAAUGUCAAAGAUAAGUGUAACAUCAAAGAUAAAUUUAAUAUAAAAAAUUACAGGAUUUUCAGAUAUUUUGGAAGUUAAUUGAAUAGAAGUUGAAAGGAGUUUAGAAAAUUCAUACAUUCUCUAGUUCAUUUAUUUCCAUCAUGCUGACAUUGAUCACUCUUGUCAAAAUGUCUGGGAUGUAACCGCAUUCUUCCCAAUGUAUUCAAAGUGAGACAUAAAGGCACACAUAAUUGGGGCAAUAUUUCCUGAAAGAAAUAACCAUUGACAUCAUAAGAGUUGUGGUCUGUAGGUAAAGAGACAAUGUCCUGUAGAUAAAGAGCAGACUGAGACAAUGUCCUGUAGAUAAAGAGCAGACUGAGACAAUGUCCUGUAUAUAAAGAGCAGACUGAGACAAUAGGUUGUUUAGUUACCUACUUUUGGGAAUAUUUUGUUUUCUCCAAAAAUUGCUGGUCAAAAUAGCGGGUGGGUCAUUACACUAUUGUUGAUGGGAGUGAUAAUCUGUACGUCAGUUACUUGAUGGGAGUGAUAAUCUGUACGUCAGUUACUUGAUGGGAGUGAUAAUCUGUACGUCAGUUACUUGAUGGGAGUGAUAAUCUGUACGUCAGUUACUUGAUGGGAGUGAUAAUCUGUACGUCAGUUACUUGAUGGGAGUGAUAAUCUGUACGUCAGUUACUUGAUGGGAGUGAUAAUCUGUACGUCAGUUACUUGAUGGGAGUGAUAAUCUGUACGUCAGUUACUUGAUGGGAGUGAUAAUCUGUACGUCAGUUACUUGAUGGGAGUGAUAAUCUGUACGUCAGUUACUUGAUGGGAGUGAUAAUCUGUACGUCAGUUACUUGAUGGGAGUGAUAAUCUGUACGUCAGUUACUUGAUGGGAGUGAUAAUCUGUACGUCAGUUACUUGAUGGGAGUGAUAAUCUGUACGUCAGUUACUUGAUGGGAGUGAUAAUCUGUACGUCAGUUACUUGAUGGGAGUGAUAAUCUGUACGUCAGUUACUUGAUGGGAGUGAUAAUCUGUACGUCAGUUACUUGAUGGGAGUGAUAAUCUGUACGUCAGUUACUUGAUGGGAGUGAUAAUCUGUACGUCAGUUACUUGAUGGGAGUGAUAAUCUGUACGUCAGUUACUUGAUGGGAGUGAUAAUCUGUACGUCAGUUACUUGAUGGGAGUGAUAAUCUGUACGUCAGUUACUUGNAUUCCAGAAUAUUUCGAAAGGUAAAAUUUUUAAGUAACAUGACAUUGGGGAAGCACUGAUGAAGUAUCUUUUGUUGUGUGUAGCAGCCUAGUGAUGGCUUACUCACAUCACGUGACCAAACAAGGAAGUGACUAAGCGACUCCCAUUAAAUCUUUUAGAUUAAAUUCGCCUUUGUGCGUGUGUGUUUCUGACAGGGUGGCAAAAAUCUGCGGACGGCCAACUGACCCACUUUAUCGAACUGAAACUUGGCACAUAGACUCUUUCCCGAUGACAACACAUUCUGUCCCAUCCCUCAACCACAACCCUCAAAAAUCAUUUUUUUAAGGGGACGAUAAAGGAAAUAUGAGGCCAUGGAUUGAACGAAAUCAAAUUCCUGAUAACUGCGCUGAGUGAGAUUCUUUUAGUUUUUUUUAUUUCAAGUGCGUUUUGGUGCGUCAUAUUUUUAUAUAUUUUUGCUUGUCUGAAAUAGUUGGUGCAAUAAAUCUGCGGUGUUAGAAGCGGGUGUGUCAUUGGAAUAUUCAGUUUUAAAUACAAUAAUUUAAAAAAUGCUUAUUAGAGAUUUAUACUUAAACGUUGUGUUUAGGGGUGUGUUUCAAUGUGUACGUCACUCUCACUACGGACAAGUUGAGUUUAUUUUUUCUAUUAACUUUGUUUUUUUUGUCUGCUGAUGAAGGCUUAUAGGAGUAACGGUCAUUUAAUGGUCUUCAAGCAUUCACACUCCAUACUUACUAUUGAGUUUUGUUCAUUCAACUCGUUGUUUGAACCAUGAACCAUGAACCAUAAACCAUAAACCAUAACCAUGAACCAUAAACCAUAAACCAUAACCAUAAACCAUAACCAUUAACCAUGAACCAUAAACCAUAAACCAUGAACCAUAAACCAUAAACCAUGAACCAUAAACCAUGAACCAUAAACCAUGAACCAUAAACCAUGAACCAUAAACCAUAAACCAUGAACCAUAAACCAUGAACCAUAAACCAUAACCAUAAACCAUGAACCAUGUGUCAGAUUUGUAGAAAUGGAAGGUUUAAAAAAAAUGUAUAUAUUAUCGUCACACCACUUAGGUAUCCUUCCCCCCACCCCCUCCCCCCCUUUUUUGGGGGGGUUCCUUUUCUGUGUUAUCCAAAUUAUUACUUCACGCAUAAAAGGAAAUACACAUGCAUUAAAUGAUAUAAUAUAAUAUUACAUGAUUGCAUGAUCUUAUAAUUAAACUGAAUCCUAUAAUACAAUUUCACUAUUUCUAUUGUCAGUUACAGGUGACGUCAUGUUUCUAAGACCGAUGAUUGCCGUCUUUGCCGUGUGCCUAAUGACAGGCUUAAACAACAUCAGAAACGUCAUGGGUCAAGAUGCCGUUGACGGUCGGUCAGAUUUCUGGGCCUUAUGAGCAUUAACUUUUUAUCACUGUUUGUAUUCAUCGAAUAUUCGGCUUAAAGGCUUAUAUAAACUAUCUACUAAUUUAUACCUGGUUUCAUUAUAAAGUUGCUCAUAGCGCUAGUGUCCAUCAUUGACAUUGUGACAUUAGGUCAUACUGCUAGUGUCCAUUAUUCACAUUGUGACAUUAUGUCAUAGUGCUAGUGUCCAUCAUUUACAUUCUGACAUUAGGUCACAGUGCUAGUGUCCAUCAUUCACAUUGUGACAUAAGUCAUAGUGCUAGUGUCCAUCAUUCACAUUGUGACAUUAGGUCAUAGUGCUAGUGUCCAUUAUUCACAUUGUGACAUUAUGUCAUAGUGCUAGUGUCCAUCAUUCACAUUGUGACAUAAGUCAUAGUGCUAGUGUCCAUCAUUCACAUUGUGACAUAAGUCAUAGUGCUAGUGUCCAUCAUUCACAUUCUGACAUUAGGUCACAGUGCUAGUGUCCAUCAUUCACAUUGUGACAUAAGUCAUAGUGCUAGUGUCCAUCAUUCACAUUGUGACAGUAGGUCACAGUGCUAGUGUCCAUCAUUCACAUUGUGACAGUAGGUCACAGUGCUAGUGUCCAUCAUUCACAUUGUGACAGUAGGUCACAGUGCUAGUGUCCUUUAUUCAUAUUAUUUCCAAAUAAUUUUUCUGGUGCUUGAGUUCAGCUAUCCUUGCAACAGUACUUAUCACACCUACCAUCUCAUAGUAGCCUGGUGAUGUUCUUACUUAUCACACCUACCAUCUCAUAGUAACCUGGUGAUGCUCUUACUUAUCACACCUACCAUCUCAUAGUAGCCUGGUGAUGUUCUUACUUAUCACACCUACCAUCUCAUAGUAGCCUAAUGUUGUUAUUACUUAUCACAUCUACCAUCUCAUCGUAGCCUGGUGAUGUUCUUACAUAUCACAUCUUCCAUCUCAUAGUAGCCUGAUGUUGUUAUUACUUAUCACAUCUACCAUCUCAUCGUAGCCUGAUGUUGUUAUUACUUAUCACACCUACCAUCUCAUAGUAGCCUGAUGUUGUUAUUACUUAUCACAUCUACUAUCUCAUACUAGCCUGAUGUUGUUAUUACCUAUCACACCUACCAUCUCAUAGUAGCCUAAUGUUGUUCUAACUUAUCACUUCUACCAUCUCAUAGUAGCCUCAUGUUGUUAUUACUUAUCACAUCUACCUUCUCAUCGUAGCCUAAUGUUGUUAUUACUUAUCACACCUACCAUCUCAUCGUAGCCUGAUGUUGUUCUUACUUAUCACAUCUACCAUCUCAUAGUACCCUGAUGUUGUUCUUACUCAUCUCUACUACAAUGUUAAAGAAACCUACUUUUCUAUGUUACAUACAUUAAGUCAUAUACAAUGUAUUAUACCCCAACUAGCAGUAUGUUACAUACAUUAAGUCAUAUACAUUGAAUUAUAUCACAACUAGCAGUAUGUUACAUUAAGUCAUAUACUUAUAUUCUAUUUUUAGGCACGUCAUGUUUACGUAGAUGUCAGGAAGCCUACACUUAUUAUGCUGCCUUCAUCAACACACAAGAGUUCAAAGACAACUACUUCAAUCAGUGUAAUCAAAGGUGUACUAGUAAGUUAGCAACAACCUUAAUCAGUGUAAUGAAAGAUGUUAUAGUAAGAUAGUAACUACCUCAAUCAGAUGUUUUCAGUUUACAACCAGGUGGAAACGAGAAGAUGAUAGACUUGUUGAAGUGGAGGAUAACAGACUUGUGGAGGAUGAUAGACUUAUGGAGGUUGAGGAUGAUAGACUUGUGGAGGUGGAGGAUGAUAGACUUAUAGAGGUGGAGGAAGAUAGACUUGUGGAGCUGGAGGAUGAUAGACUUGUGGAGGUGGAGGACGAUAGACUGGUGGAGGUGGAGAAUGAUUGACAUGUGGAGGUGGAGAAUGAUAGACUUGUGGAGGUGGAGAAUAUUAGACUUGUGGAGGUGUAGGAUGAUAGACUUGUGGAGGUGGAGGACGAUAGACUUGGGGAGGUGGAGGAUGAUAGACUUGGGGAGGUGGAAGAUUAUAGACUUGGGGAGGUGGAGGAUGAUAGACUUGGGGAGGGGGAAGAUUAUAGACUUGGGGAGGUGGAGGAUGAUAGACUUGUUGAAGUGGAGGAUGAUAGACUUGGGGAGGUGGAAGUUGAUAGACUUGGGGAGGUGGAAGAUGAAAGACUUGGGGAUGUGGAGGAUGAUAGACUUGUUGAAGUGGAGGAUGAUAGACUUGGGGAGGUGGAAGAUGAUCGACUUGUGGAGUUGGAGUAUGAUAGACUUGGGGAGGUGGAGGAAGAUAGACUUGGGGAGUUGGAGGAUGAUAGACUUUGGGAGGUGGAGGAUGAUAGACUUGUUGAGGUGGAGUAUAAUAGACUUGUGGAGGUGGAGGAUUAUAGACUUGUGGAGUGGAGGAUGAUAGACUUGUGGAGGUGUAGGAUGAUAGAUUUGGGGAGAUGGAGGAUGAUAGACUUGUGGAGGUGUAGGAUGAUAGAUUUGGGGAGAUGGAGGAUGAUAGACUUGUGGAGGUGGAGGAUUAUAGACUUGUGGAGUGGAGGAUGAUAGACUUGUGUAGGUGUAGGAUGAUAGAUUUGGGGAGAUGGAGGAUGAUAGACUUGUGGAGGUAGAGGAUGAUAGAUUUGGGGAGAUGGAGGAUGAUUGACUUGUGGAGUGGAGGAUGAUAGACUUGUGGAGGUGUAGGAUGAUAGAUUUGGGGAGAUGGAGGAUGAUAGAUUUGGGGAGAUUGAGAUAGACUUGUUGAAGUGGAGGAUGAUAGACUUGGGGAGGUGGAAGUUGAUAGACUUGUUGGAGGUGGAGGAUUAUAGACUUGUGGAGUGGAGGAUGAUAGACUUGUGGAGGUGUAGGAUGAUAGAUUUGGGGAGAUGGAGGAUGAUAGACUUGUGGAGGUGGAGGAUGAUAGAUUUGGGGAGAUUGAGGAUGAUAGACUUGGGGAAUAGGAGGAUGAUAGACUUGUGGAGGUGGAGGAUGAUAGAUUUGAUGAGAUGGAGGAUGAUAGACUUGGGGAAUAGGAGGAUGAUAGACUUGUGGAGGUGGAGGAUGAUAGAUUUGAUGAGAUGGAGGAAGAUAGACUUGGAGGAUGAUAGACUUGAGGAGGAGUAUUUUUAAAGAAUCUGGGACGACAAGUGGGAUAGCUUUGAGGCUGCAACUUUUUGAAUCUCUUGUUGCCUCCACAGGUCUUAAUUCGAAUCUCCCCCUUCGUCUUGUAUGUACCCCUCAUGUCCAGUUUGUAGUGACCUCUUUGUCUUGUAUGUAACACUCAUUUCUAGUGUGUAGUGACCUCUUUGUUUUGUAUGUAACACUCAUUUCUAGUUUGUAGUGACCUCUUUGUCUUGUAUGUAACGCUCAUUUCUAGUGUGUAGUGACCUCUUUGUUUUGUAUGUACCACUAAUGUCCAGUUUGUAGUGACCACUUUGUCUUGUAUGUACCACUAAUGUCCAGUGUUUAGUGACCACCUCCAGUCCGUCAUAAUUAUCGGGAUAAAAUGUUGUGUUAAUAUUUGUUUAAACUAAUUGUUACCAAUAGAUUUAUUUGUCAUUAAAAGUGUUAAAACUCGAUCUUCUUUCCAGCCCCGGACACAAGUUCCCUGGGGAGUGUGACAGAGGAGGAGACAACAUCCAGUGCUCGUGCUGGCAUAGGUGCAGUAUGGCUUUCAGUGUGCUUUAAACAAUCUUAACACAUCAAGAUGAUAGCUUGUAUCUUUGUAUCUGUCCAUACAUCAUGAUGAUAGCUUGUAUCAUUGAAUUUGUUCCAUACAAUAAGCUGAUGAUAGCUUGUAUCAUUGAAUGUGUUCCAUACAAUAAGUGGAUGAUAGCUUAUAUCAUUGAAUGUGUUCCAUACAAUAAGCUGAUAAUAGCUUGUAUCAUUUAAUGUGUUCCAUACAAUAAGUGGAUGAUAGCUUAUAUCAUUGAAUGUGUUCCAUACAAUAAGUUGAUGAUAGCUUGUAUCAUUGUAUCCCCUCCCUACAGCGUGUGGGCCCAACAAGUCCCGGGUCAGGAUCGUAGGCGGGAGACAGGCCUACGAGUGCGAAGUCCCAUGGAUAGUCGCAGUGACCGUUGGCACGUUGUUUUGUGGCGGCACAAUCGUAGAUAGCCGCCAUAUUGUGACUGCGGCACAUUGUCUUAAGAACAAGUAAGCGUUGUAUCCUUACAUUUGAAACGUGAAAGUGAGAUGACUUCUCUAUUUCAUGACUUAAUUUCUCUAAUCCAUGACUUCUCUUGUCCAUCUUGAUGACAUCUCUUCUCAAAGACUUGAUUCCUUCAAGCUAUUACUUGACAUUUCUACUCCAUUACAUUCUUAUUUGCAACAUGACGGGACUGAACUCUACUCAAUAGCUUGACCUCUACUCCAUGAGUGGACUCACCUCUUCUACAUGACACCUCUACUCCAUGAGUGGACUCACCUCUUCUACAUGACACCUCUACUCCAUGAGUGGACGCACCUCUACUCCACGACUCCCCCUCCUACAUGACUCCCCUCCUAAUGACUCCCCCUCCUACAUGACCCCCCCUCCUACAUGACCCAUGAUGUACUCCCACAGGGACACUGACAUAAUUUACAUGACACCUCCACUCCAUACCUCCCUCUACUCCACGACUACGCUCCUACAUGACCCCCCUCCUACAUGACCCCCUCCUACAUGACCCACGAUGUACUCCCACAGGGACACUGACAUCAUCUACAUGACACCUCCACUCCAUACCUCCCUCUACUCUACGACUACGCUCCUACAUGACCCCCCUCCUACAUGACCCACGAUGUACUCCCACAGGGACACUAGCAUCAUCUACAUGACACCUCCACUCCAUACCUCCCUCUACUCCACGACUACGCUCCUACAUGACCCCCUCCUACAUGACCCCCCCUACAUGACCCCUCUCCUACAUGACCCUACUCCACGACUACGCUCCUACAUGACCCCCUCCUACAUGACCCCCCCUACAUGACCCCUCUCCUACAUGACCCCCCUCCUACAUGAACCUCCUCCUACAUGACCCACGAUGUACUCCCACAGGGACACUGGCAUCAUCUACAUGGCGUCCAGCGUCCAGGUCAGGGUUGGCUCGUCCCGGAUUGGUGCUCAAAGAGUUUACAGAGUUGGCCAGGUUUUUGUUCACAGCCGACAUGUGCCUGGAAUAAAUGGUCAGUACUUGGUUGGUGUUUGGUCAGUUGUUUAAUGGUGUUUGGUCAGCUGUUUGUUAUCUGGGGGUCAGUUAUUUAUGUUUAGUUGGCAAAUUGUACUAUAUAAGUUGUCACAAGAUUCUAUUACUUAUAUUAAAAUGCAACAAAAAAUUAUAGAUAGCCUAAAAGUGUAAUUUGCUUUUAAUAUCUAUAAUUGCCUGAAACUGCAUUUGGCUAAAGUAUUUAUUUCAGCCGUUAACCGAAGUUGACUAUUAUGAUAGUCAGGAACUGUUGUUUACUAUUUAUAGCUAAAAUAGCGUUAGACUAUGGUUUAUAUUGAUAUUUUUGAUAGCCUGGAAGGUGGUUAAUUGUUAUUGUUAUUUAUGAUAGCAUUGAAGUGUAGUUUCUUUUGAUAUUGAUUUAAUUUGACGCCAUGUUUUUCUGUCCCUGGUUUGUUUCAGACUAUGACGUCGCUGUGUUGAGGCUAACCCAGGACCUGGUGUUCUCGGACUGUGUGACGCCCCUGUGUCUACCAGAGACCUGGAUGAACCCCUUCAGUGCAGACUACUGCACCGCCGCUGGUUGGGGGGUUACAGAUUGUAAGUUGUUGAUUGUGGUUCUUGUAGUAGGACAAAAACAAACUGACAUAUCGAGAUUGGGAGAAGUGGACUUGGGAUUGAAAGGCUUACUCCAGAUCGAAAAGAAAUGAAAAGAGUUGAAAAGAGUUGGAAAGACUUAGAGUGGAUUGUAAGUCAUCGACUGUAGUGGCAAAAUGUUGUUAAUGGCCUUUGUUCCACUGAAAGUUUAAAAAGGCAAAGAAAAAGUAUUUGUUACUUGUGAUAUUGGUCUUUUGAGUUGUGGUUAACCGUGUUGGAGGAAUACGAUGACAGAGUUGAGUCUGGUGAGUUCCUUAUCCAUAGCUGCGACCUUUCUCGCGUCGUCCAUCUGCUGUAGGUCUGUGUCAAAUCCAGGACACAUGAUUCCUACGUUCCAUGUUUCAAAGCGAAGUGGUCCAGUCUUCCUUCUACUUACUUUCAUUGCUAUACGAAAAAGCUAUCCGCCUCGCAAAGUUUCAUCCCCAGUGCGGCUACUUAGCCUGGGCGGUGUUUUAAGGAGACCAACUGUUGCCCAGUGUAGCAGAGCCCAGUGCGGCUACUUAGCCUGGGCGGUGUUUUAAGGAGACCAACUGUUGCCCAGUGUAGCAGAGCCCAGUGCGGCUACUUAGCCUGGGCGGUGUUUUAAGGAGACCAACUGGUGCCCAGUGCAGCAGAGCCCAGUGCGGCUACUUAGCCUGGGCGGUGUUUUAAGGAGACCAACUGUUGCCCAGUGCAGCAGAGCCCAGUGCGGCUACUUAGCCUGGGCGGUGUUUUAAGGAGACCAACUGGUGCCCAGUGCAGCAGAGCCUAGUGCGGCUACUUAGCCUGGGCGGUGUUUUAAGGAGACCAACUGGUGCCCAGUGCAGCAGAGCCCAGUGCGGCUACUUAGCCUGGGCGGUGUUUUAAGGAGACGAAGUGGUGCCCAGUGCAGCAGAGCCCAGUGCGGCUACUUAGCCUGGUCGGUGUUUUAAGGAAACCAACUGGUGCCCAGUGCAGCAGAGCCCAGUGCGGCUACUUAGCCUGGUCGGUGUUUUAAGGAGACCAACUGGUGCCCAGUCUGUAAAUUUAUUUUUUUUCCGUUGUCAUCUGCACAUUCAAACUAUUUCCGGUAUCUGUAAAUAACAUUGAUUUUUAUUAGUUCCAAUGAUUUCCAUAAUUUGUUUUCAGUUACGUCCAGUAGGUUACAGCAAAACCUAAGAAUCGUAGAACUGCCGCUUGUUGAUAUGGCUUUGUGCAGGAACUCUUACGGGCCAAGAUACGUGAACGAUCUCAAACUGUGUGCUGGUGACUACAUCAAUGGUGGCAUAGAUUCGUGCCAGGUAAAACGCGUAGAUACAAUAGUUCUUGACAAGUAAAACACGUAGAUACAAUAGCUCUUUCCAGGUAAAACACGUAAAUACACUAGGUCUUGUCAGGUAACACACGUAGAUAGAACAGCUCUUGCCAGGUAAAACGCGUAGAUACACUAGAUCUUGCCAGAAAAAACACGUAGAAACAAUAGCUCUUUCCAGGUAAAACAUGUAGAUACAAUAGCUUUUGUUUUUUAUAUCAGUUGGAAAUAUUCUGUAAGAUACUAAAAGAAGUAGGGUGUAUAGAACAUGUGGGAGAUGUAGGACAAGUAGGGAAUGACACAUAUGCUGAUUGUUUUUUUUUCUAAUGAGGCUAGUCCAUCUGCUUUUACAAAAGUACCGGUUCAUUACCCGGCUCUAUCCGUGCCUCUUUCAUCUUGUUUUCAAUUUUAGAACAUUUUAGAGCAAAUCCACAUUUCUGGAUAAUGUGCACUGUCACCCAGUUCAUUAAUGACACCCCAACACAUCCCUUUCUCCCAUCACACCUCCUCCAUCCCAUCACAUCUUUGUCGUCGCCUACCUUCUAAGAUACAACUCAACAUUGACCACCCAUACACGCCAACAAAAAAAAGCCCUCCAUACCAGUCCUCCAAAAACCAACCACAUAUUCCAUAUCUCACUGUGGCAGUCAUCCACACACCAACCACCUAUUUCACAAUACUCAUCCACAUCAAGCACAAUCCACACAUACUAGGCCAUUACGCCACAAGGCAUCCACAUCCAGCACAACCCACAUAGACUAGGCCACUAUGUCACAAGUCAUCGACAUCCAGCACAACCCACACAGACUAGGCCACUACGCCACAAUCAUCCACAUCCAGCACAACCCACACAGAUAAGCCAAUAUGUCACAAGUCAUCCACAUCCAGCACAACCCACACAGACUAGGCCACUACGCCACAAGUUAUCCACAUCCAGCACAACCCACACAAACUAGGCCACUACGCCACAAGUCAUCCACAUCCAGCACAACCCACACCCACAAGGUCACUACGCCACAAGUCAUCCUAUACUUCCCAAACACCAACCUCCUGCACAACCCCAACCUAUAUCACUGACCAACACCUACGUCACUAACCCUCCCCCCUCGCCCUACCCAGGUCACUAACCCGUUGUUGUUUGUCCCCAGGGUGACUCGGGGGGUCCGCUGAUGUGUCUGUACAAUGGCCGGUUCGUCCUCCACGGCAUCGUCUCCUUUGGUUCCGGCUGUGCUCGUGCUCGCUACCCUGGCAUCUACACCAAGGUCACCAACACCUACAUUUCAAGCUUUAUAAGGUCAAUCAUUGGAUCUUAGAAAAGACGUCUGCCUUAACUUCUGCCUUAUCGACUCCAUCUUGUCAAACUUGAUAUCAACUGUUUGCUAUUUGUAGAAUUAGAUUAACGACAAUGUUUAGCUUUAAAAAAAAAAUUUGAUUUAAACAUGAAAAAAAUAAGUUUAAAAAUAAAAUACAAUUGAAGAAACUUUUAAUUUGCUUCGUUUUAAAAAGAUCAAUUCUGAUCUAUCAAAAUCCAACCUGACCUGUCCAUGCAAUCUUUAUAUCUACAAAUGUCCAUUAAACAAUUUAUUUACAACUCUCGCUACAAAAAUAAAACAACUGGUGGAUAGAAUAGUGAAUUUAAUAAAUAUUCAAUGCAGC